AUGGCAAUAGAAAACAUCAAUAACAAUGAACCAGAAAUGACUGAACCAACAACAUCAACGAUAAAUUUUGACGAAAACAUACAAUUAUCGCAUAAACAACCAGAUACUAACAGUGAUAAUUCAAAAAUAUCAACAAUAACUUUUGACGAAAGCAUACAAUUAUCACAUCAACAACCGGAUACUAACAGUGAUAAUUCAACAACGACAGUUAUAACCAUUUCACUCGAUAAUACCACCCAACCUGAACCUGAACCUGAUAAUUUAGCCUCACCGCCGCCGCUAUCUCAAGAUGGAGUAAUUCAAACGCUAAAUGAGGUUCGCCAGGCCAGUAAGACGUAUGUUUGGACAAACGUUUUAUAUCGAUGGCCGCUUGUUUUUGCUUAUCUUGCGGUCAUAGGAUUAGGUGUAGCUCUUUGGAAGACAUCGACAAAGUUCAACCAUUAA
Ambispora gerdemannii is the source of this 444-nucleotide messenger RNA. The record is from the annotation of a GenBank genome assembly. NCBI's taxonomy places the organism in Eukaryota, Fungi, Glomeromycota, Glomeromycetes, Archaeosporales, Ambisporaceae.